AGAACAGCGAGAAAAACAACCGCCACCAGAAGAAAGAGGGUUGGGGGGGGGGACAUGUCAAACGUACGCAUUUCCAAUGGGAGUCCUACCCUGGAGCGCAUGGAAGCCAGGCAGUCGGAGUACCCGAAGCCUUCAGCUUGUAGGAACCUCUUCGGGCCAGUGAACCACGAAGAGUUAAACAGGGACUUGAAGAAGUACCGCAAGGAGAUGGAGGAGGCAUGCCAGAGGAAGUGGAAUUUCGAUUUCCAGAAUCACAAGCCCCUGGAAGGCAGGUACGAGUGGCAAGCUGUGGAGAAGGGGAGCUCCCCCGACUUCUACUUCAGGCCCCCGAGGCUACUGAAAGCCGUCUGCAAAUCCGCCGGCCACCAGAGCUUGGAUGUAAACGGGAAUUGCCAGGCCGUGAUUUUUGUUGGUUCUCAGGGAAUCUCAGAGGACACUCACUGUGUAGAUCAAAAGACUGAUGUUUCAGAAAAUCAGACGGACUUUGCAGAGCAGUGCACUGGGCAGAGGAAAAGACCUGCCACUGACGAUUCUUCUCCUCAAAAUAAAAGAGCCAACACAACAGAAGAAGAGGUUUCAGAAGGCUCCCCCAGUGCAAGUUCAGUGGAGCAAACACCCAAGAAAUCAAGCCCAAGAAGACAUCAAACGUAAACUGUUUAGAGCUUGGAAGGUGCAUGUCCUUGUUCAUCGGAUGCCUCGGAGGGUCCGUGAAGCAAGGGAGGUGUAAACUUGUAGUAAAAAUGAAAAUACAUAUCGCCGAUCUCCAUCGGAUGGAGAUCCUGUACAAGCACUGAAAAACAACAACAAACAAAAACAAAUAACACUAAAAUUUUAGGCACUCUUAAAAGGCCUGCCUUUAAAAGCAUUGGAUGUAGCAUUGUGCAAUUAGGUGUUUCCUUAUUUGCUUCAUUGUACUACCUGUGUAUAUAGUUUUUACCUUAUGUAGCACAUAAACCUUUCUGGGGGGAGGGAGGGCAUGGAAGAGAGUGACUGAUUGAAACUUGCUUUCACAAUCUAGCAAGUAAAGAAGCGAAUGAAGAAAAGCAGUGUAGGGUGUUUUUUUGUUACUUAAAGAUGUAUUGUCCCUUUAAGUGGGUCGACCAUGUUUUUCUUUAUUCCCCCCCCCUUUUUUUGUGCACCAUCAUGCUAACACUGGUUAUAGCAGAUUAUUAGAGGCUGCUUGUUAAAUUUCUACUUACUAAGCUGAAGAGGUGGGAGCUGUGAUGAUUCCGUUAUGUAACAGCAAAAGGCUUUGUUCACCCGCCUCCCUCCCCUCCCCAGCUUUGAAUUCCUAUAGCAAAUUUGAAUGCUGGUAAAAGUUUUAUAAAUGCAUCCCAUUGUUACGUUGCCUAUUAAAAAACAAACAAACAAACAAAAAA
Rhea pennata is the source of this 1379-nucleotide messenger RNA. RefSeq names its product cyclin dependent kinase inhibitor 1B (gene CDKN1B). Gene Ontology annotation, biological process: negative regulation of mitotic cell cycle; negative regulation of cyclin-dependent protein serine/threonine kinase activity; G1/S transition of mitotic cell cycle. The transcript is spliced from 3 exons. Bases 55 to 651 code for a protein of 198 amino acids. Gene Ontology annotation, molecular function: protein-folding chaperone binding; cyclin-dependent protein serine/threonine kinase inhibitor activity. Gene Ontology annotation, cellular component: nucleus; cytoplasm. NCBI's taxonomy places the organism in Eukaryota, Metazoa, Chordata, Aves, Rheiformes, Rheidae. The record is from RefSeq and is a predicted model, not a curated record.